AUGGCUGCCUCCACCCUGUCCGUCUGCUCCAGUGACCUGAGCUAUGACAGCCUUGCCUGCCAGCCUGGCUCCUGUGAUUCUUGUACUGAAUCCUCCUGGCAGGCGGAUGACUGUCCAGAGAGCUGCUGUGCGCCCUCCUGCUGCACCUCCAGCUGCUGGGUCCCCACCUGCUGUGUGCCCAGCUGCUGCCAGCCCACCUGCUGCACCUCCUGCCCCUGCCAGCCCGUCUGCUGCACACCGGUCUGCUGCAAGCCCCUGUGCUGCGUGCCCGUCUGCUCUGGGGCCUCCUCGUGCUGCCAGCCCACCUCCUGCACCUCAUCCUGCUGCAGACCCUCCUCCUGCGUGUCCCUCAUCUGCCGCCCCGUGUGCAGACCUACCUGCUGUGGCCCUGCCUCCUCCUGCUGUGGCCCUGCCUUCUCAUGCCAGCCCACCUCCUGCACCUCGUCCUGCUGCAGACCCUCCUCCUGCAUGUCUGUCAUCUGCCGCCCCGUGUGCAGGCCUGCCUGCUGCGUGCCCGCCUCCUCCUGCUGUGGCCCCACCUCCUCCUGCCAGCCCAGCUGCUGCCGCCCGUCCUCCUGCAUGUCCCUGAUCUGCCGCCCCGUGUGCUCCCGCCCGGCCUGCUGCUGA
Messenger RNA from Pipistrellus kuhlii (Kuhl's pipistrelle), 627 nucleotides. Its product is annotated as keratin-associated protein 10-7-like. The transcript has a single exon. The record is from RefSeq and is a predicted model, not a curated record. The coding region runs from base 1 to 627 and encodes 208 amino acids. NCBI's taxonomy places the organism in Eukaryota, Metazoa, Chordata, Mammalia, Chiroptera, Vespertilionidae. Gene Ontology annotation, cellular component: keratin filament.